CAUACACAAUUCAAGAUACGCGCUUGGUCCAAAGAUGGUGCUCACGAGGUCUGCCGCUGCUGCUGCGAAGUCCACCCCAAAGGAGGACGAAACCGAGACUAUCAAACCCCAACCGGAGCCUGAGACCAAGCCGCAGAACUACCGCUACGUCACGGAGGAUGGCGUGAAGCACAUAUUGGCUUACCGCUACAGCGGCAGUGACGCGUCGCUCCUGUACAACAACGUGAUCUCUCCGCUGGCCCAAUGGCUCGUGGACCACGUGCUGUCGCCGCGACUAGCUCCCAACGCCAUCACGAUCGGGGCGCUAUCGCUCGUCAUCCUGUCGCACGUGAUUAUGCUCUGCUACUCGCCGAACAUGGUGGAGGAGGCGCCGCGAUGGGUCUACGCUAAUGCGGGCUUGUCGCUACUGUUCUACCAGAUUUUGGACGUGGCAGACGGCAAGCAAGCACGCAAGACAGGCAACUCGUCGCCACUGGGAUUGUUGUUCGAUCACGGAUGCGAUGCACUCAACGUGGUUGUCAGUGCAUGUACAUUUGCGUCGACAAUUAUGCUUGGACCAACGUAUUGGUCGCUGUUGAUUUUUCUCGCGCCGGCUAUGGUGUUUUUUAUGGCGACGUGGGAGGAAUACUACACUGGUACACUGGCGCUUCCAAUCAUUAACGGACCCAACGAAGGCUUGCUGAUCAUGUACUCGAUCUACAUCGUCACGGCUAUCGUUGGCCCGAAUGUGUGGACGCAGCCGAACAUCCUCUUCCCUCAACUGAACAACAACCACGUGUUCGUCCUGAUCACGAUCACUAGUGCUGUCGGACAAUGCCUUUUCAGUGCUGUGGUUGCCAUCCGCUCCAUGGAACGCAAGGCGAAGGAUGGCGCUGCGGCGUUGGUCGGCAUCACGCCUUUUAUCGCACUCAUUCUGCUGUCUGCACUUUGGGUGUUUUGGUCGCCUUCUGAUGUGUUUACGGACCACCCACGUCUCCUCAUCUGGACGGUGGGGCUCGUAUUCGCAAAGGUAAGCAUACAUCUUUGAACUGUGGUCUUUGGUUAAAGUAACAACCUUCUAACUGAAGCUACUGCGUUCUUUGUUGCAGAUGGUGAUGCACAUGAUGCUCUCGCACAUGUGCGAAGAACCGUAUUGGCUGUUACGCAAGACAUUCAUGAUCCAGCUUGUUGUUUCUUUCCUCCUGGUGGCUGGCAUUGUGCCUUGGGGCCAUGAGAGCUCUGUGGUGCAGCUCUUCUUCGUGAUCUCGCUGUCGGCUUAUGUGCACAUGAUCUACUUCCUCUCAACGGAGCUCGCCACAAUCCUCGGUAUUCGCAUCUUCAAAGUGAAGCAGGGAUAGAGAUCUCUUACUGGCUGUAGGCUACGCUACCUACACCAAGACCGUUUGGGUAACGCACUGUUUAACUGCAUUGGCAGGCACGAUAAACAAAUGAGUUAACGCUAUCAGAAGAAUAGAAUAGCUGAUGUCUCGUUAUAAAGGAGGAACGUAGAAUCUGGAUGAGUAUUAUAUGAGUGGGUGGCACCGCUCCAUCACACCACAGUCUCCGCUACCGGUAUUCAUGAAGAGAAAGCCGAGUACAACAGAAACGAAGGCCAACAACAGUGCAACAACGAAAAGCAGGAUGUUCCGCUGCGACUUGCGGCCCUUUUCACACCAAGAAACCAUAAAAUGUUAGUCAAAUUGCUGCACUGAGAAAGCCAAGCAAUACGUACCACAAGUCGGGGUUGGGUCAUGGGUGUCUGGAGCUGGUUGAUCCGCUUGUCCAGCAGCUGAUAGCGCUGCACCAUAUUCUUAACCGCCUCUUGAAGUUCCUGCUGGAGCUUCUUGAGUGAAUCAGCCAUCAGCUCAGUGCGUUCGUCGCGCAUUUUUUCACUAGCCACAACACUGAUAAUGUCAGCUUUAAUCUGCGAGAUCUCAAUAG
Molecule: messenger RNA, 1920 nt
Organism: Phytophthora nicotianae INRA-310
Lineage: Eukaryota; Oomycota; Peronosporomycetes; Peronosporales; Peronosporaceae
Exons: 5
Coding region: 35-1027 (330 amino acids)
Biological process (GO): phospholipid biosynthetic process
Cellular component (GO): membrane
Molecular function (GO): phosphotransferase activity, for other substituted phosphate groups
Source: RefSeq, a predicted model, not a curated record